Messenger RNA from Trichoderma breve, 531 nucleotides. RefSeq lists its product as uncharacterized. The coding region runs from base 1 to 531 and encodes 176 amino acids. The transcript has 3 exons. The record is from RefSeq and is a predicted model, not a curated record. NCBI's taxonomy places the organism in Eukaryota, Fungi, Ascomycota, Sordariomycetes, Hypocreales, Hypocreaceae.
AUGUCUCUAGAGCGGGAUUCUGAUGGAGAUUACACAUCAGAUGACUCCUCGGGGUCAUCAUCGAAUAGCGAUGGUCAGCAUGAAGGCGCGGAUAUGGUCGAGUUCGUUAGGAAGGUUUCGAGGGACGCAAAUAUCGGUGGUAAUGUCGUUACUCAGGCUCACGAUAAAAACGCCCAAUAUUCCAAAUCAGCUGGGACUAAACUUGUCGCACGGAGGGCGUGGCAAGGCACAAUGGAGAUGACCCUGCACCAUAUUCGACUGGAGCCCCCUCCUCGCAUUGGAUCAGGAGCUGUCCGUCAUGCGGCUGGGGGUUCCCUUCCGGAGGAGCCAAGGGAACUCGAAGCUCACGCCCAAACCCUGGUGAGGCUGCGCGUUCGUGCUAGCGGCGAGGAUUGCCGUGAAGAGCAGGACAAAACCUGUGAUAAUUCCAAGCCGUUUGAUGCUAUCACCGACAAACUGCAGCCACGACAUUGGGCCGAAGAGAAGUCCAAGGCCUAUUGCAAUAACAACUUUUGCAGCGAACGUCUCUAA